This is a messenger RNA of Rhincodon typus (whale shark), 1748 nucleotides long. Its product is annotated as zinc finger protein 436-like. The record is from RefSeq and is a predicted model, not a curated record. Gene Ontology annotation, biological process: regulation of transcription by RNA polymerase II. Gene Ontology annotation, molecular function: RNA polymerase II cis-regulatory region sequence-specific DNA binding; DNA-binding transcription factor activity. The coding region runs from base 651 to 1613 and encodes 320 amino acids. NCBI's taxonomy places the organism in Eukaryota, Metazoa, Chordata, Chondrichthyes, Orectolobiformes, Rhincodontidae. The transcript is spliced from 4 exons.
GUCAGCAAACUUGCAGAUGCUUGUAAUUUGCUCUAACAUAUCAGCCAAAAUUGAAGGGUGUAAAUUCUGCUCCUGUAUGUUAUGGUUUUGUGAUACGAACACUCAGCAAAACCGACACAUUUCGAAUCAGAAAAACCAAAAAAAGGAAGUACUGCACAUGCUCGAGGUCACCAUGGGCAGCCAUGUGAUUGAUGUCAGCUCUGGCCCAAUAGGAGGAAAGGGGGCGGGGCCGGAGGACCAAGUGCAGGCGGCUUGUCCUCCAACCAAUCGGAGCGGGUGAGGAGGUGGGACUAGUACAAGCCACGUGAUCGUUUUUGACUGCAACCACAGUAUCACUGUGAUUGAAGCCCUCGGCUCGUACGGAAGAUACCAGCAAUUAUUGGCAAAGCCCUGUGAUCUGUGGAGAAGGUCAUGUUUGACCUUUUUGUACUGCUGCAAUUUUUUUGGUGAAUGUGCUCCCACAAUGCAAUUAGGACACUAUACUAAGGAAUGCCUGCAGACAUUCCCUGGAGCUGAGAUGACUGAUCUCCAACAGCAACAACCACCUUCCUAUAUGCCAGUUUUACAGAGUAUUCGAAGGAGAUGAUUUGCAAUCACAAAGCUAAAAGAAUACAUCACAUCAGGGAUCGAUACAACAUCCAUAUCGUUGAAUGUUUAAUAUGGAAAGAAAAAGCACUAUUCACAGUGGAGAGAAACCAUGGAAAUGUGGAGACUGUGAGGAGGGAUUCAGAUCCCCCUCUGAGUUGGAAACUCAUUGGCGCAGGCACACAGGGGAGAGGCCGUUCUCCUGCCCUGAGUGUGGGAAAGGAUUUGUUCGCUCAUCCAACCUGCUGAGACACCAGCGAGUUCACUCUGGAGAGAGGCCAUUCUCCUGCCCUAAGUGUGGGAAAGGAUUCAUUCACUCAGCCGAUAUGCUGAGACACCAGCGAAUUCACACGGGGGAGAGACCAUUCUCCUGCCCCGAGUGUGGAAAGGGAUUCACUCGCUCAUCAGGGCUGCAACAACACCAACGGAUUCACACGGGGGAGAGACCAUUCACCUGCUCCAGAUGUGAGAAGGGUUUCACUCAGUUUGCUGACUUGCAAAAACACCAGCGAGUUCACACUGAGGAGAGACCUUUUCACUGUCUGGAAUGUGGGAAGUGCUUUAAAUAUUCUGGGGACCUAGUGCGCCAUCAACGUAUUCACACUGAGGAGAAACCAUACCGGUGCUCUUACUGCGGCUCUGCAUUCAAACAGUCCGAGCAGCUGACCGUCCACCAGCGAGUGCACACUGGGGAGAGACCAUUCAGCUGCCCCGAGUGUGGGAAGGGGUUCACUCAGUCAUCUGCACUGCUGACACACCAGCGCAUUCACACUGGAGAGAAGCCAUUUGCCUGCUCCACUUGUGGGAAGGCAUUCACUCAGUCAUCCACUCUGAGGUCACACCAGCGAGUUCACACUGGGGAGAGACCAUUCAGCUGCCCUGAGUGUGGGAACAGAUUCGUUCAGUUAUCUGCAUUGCUGGCACACCAGCGAGUUCACACUGGGGAGAGGCCGUUCACCUGCUCCCAGUGUGAGAAAGCAUUCAAGACUUCAUCUACCCUCCUGAAACACCAGCGAGUUCACCAGUAACUGCAGCAAUUCAGUUUUGCUGUUUAUUUCACCAAGGGUUGAACUAUAUUGACUGGGUCUGAUGUCAAUAACCUCCAGCCCAGGUGUUGGUGUUAAUACACUGGAUAAAGUAAAAUAAAUCAACCUUUUGUUAAA